Messenger RNA from Eutrema salsugineum, 1286 nucleotides. Its product is annotated as exonuclease DPD1, chloroplastic/mitochondrial. Lineage: Eukaryota; Viridiplantae; Streptophyta; Magnoliopsida; Brassicales; Brassicaceae. The transcript is spliced from 4 exons. Bases 146 to 1096 code for a protein of 316 amino acids. Gene Ontology annotation, cellular component: cytoplasm. Gene Ontology annotation, biological process: DNA catabolic process. The record is from RefSeq and is a predicted model, not a curated record. Gene Ontology annotation, molecular function: nucleic acid binding; 3'-5'-DNA exonuclease activity.
GUGUUGUUUCGAGUUUUGAUUACCACAGAUCGGAACAGUGGUUUCUUCUGCUGGCAAUCUUCUUACGGAACAAUAAUAUUGUCAUUUUGAGUCUUGAGCAUAUUUGAGGGAGGUAAAGAGAGAAAGAGAGAGAGAGAGAGAUCUGAUGUGUGUCUCACUCUCGCAAGUCUCUAGAUUCAGAAUCCACUUAUUGGUAGGAAGUUCUUGCUGUGAACGUGUCCAUGGCUUGCUCAAGAACAACUCAAGCCCUAAGGUGCUUGACGUCAGAGCUUCCUCGGUUGAUGGUAAGAGCAGAUGGAUCAGAAGAAACGUGAGUACUACUACACAAGGUAGUAGAAGCAAGACCAAGAGCAGUGUGUUGGGAGGAGCAGUUCCCGUUACCAGGAUCAUAGAUGCAGAGAGCAGGACCAAGAUACAGCCUUGUGAAACUCUUCAGCAACGGCUAGCUGAAAACAAAGACCUGUCUAAACUCCUCACGGUUAUAGUCACUGAUCUUGAGACAACCGGCUUGAGUAGGGUAAAAGAGAGGAUUAUCGAAAUUGCAGCUCAGGAUCUAGCUGGUGGUGAGUACAGCACAUUUCAGACUCUCAUCAACCCGAAUGUUCCUAUAUCAAAUGCACAUAUCCAUGGAAUCAGGGAUGAUAUGGUUUGUAGACCCGAGGUUCCAAGGAUGGAAGAGAUGAUACCAAUAUUUCUGCGGUAUGUUCAGAGUCGACAGAAGCCUGGAGGCUAUGUGAUGUUUGUUGCACACAAUGGCAAACCAUUUGAUUUCCAGUUCUUGGUCAAUGAGUUUAACCGUUGCUCUUACGAGAUUCCUGAUAACUGGCUGUUUUUCGACUCACUCCCACUUGCCAGAGAGAUCAUGAAGUCUGUAGAUGCAACAGUCAGGCCAAAAUCGUCAUUAUCAGCUCUGGGGGAUUACUACAAGAUUCCAAGAGAUGGUCAAGCUCACAGAGCCUUGUCAGAUGUGUUACUCUUAUCUCGGGUGUUUCAAAAACUCACCAUUAGUUCUAAGCUCACACUCUCUGAUCUUGUCCUCCGCUGUCUCACCGCAAUCGAACUUACUACUGCCAUGGCAAAGAACAAGAAGCCCUGAAACAUUUUAGAACCAUUGAUCUCGUAGCUUCUUUUUGAUAUUGAUCUUUGUUUCUAUUGGUUCUCUAUAUAAUGGAUGUAACUCUGCAAAAUAUCUCAGUUAUGUAACCCAUUAUUUAAUUUAUCUUAGAAUCAUAAAAGUGAAAAAAAAACAGAUGUAUUUUCAUUACUCAGUAAUAAAAAUAUUCAAU